AUGCCGGAGAGAACGGAUAAACGUGAUAUGAUUGCGCUUGCGGCCUCGCUAUCCGGCAUCAGGUUUCAGUGGGAGGAUGGGGUCGAUGCGUCUAAGGUUCCCGAGAAGGCGAUACCGGAAAGUUGGAACAGGGAGGAGUCGAAUGGAACAUAUGGGUGCUGGAGAGUGCAUAUGAACAUCGCGCAAAGAAUCGCAGCAGAGCAGAUCGCCUCAGCUCUAGUGCUAGAAGACGACGCUGACUGGGACGUCAACAUCAAGAACCAGUUGGUUGAAUUCGCCCGCGGCACGCGAUACAUCCUCGAUCAGGAGAGGCAGGCCACACACUCUCCCUACGGCGAUGGAUGGGACAUACUCUGGGUGGGACACUGCGGGGCGCGCAACAUAGAGGAUGUCGACCAGCGGUACUGGGUUAUCCGUGACGAUCCAACGGCUGUGCCACAAUCUCUGUGGGGAUAUCCUCGCCGCCAGCCGAACUUGACGCCACCGCAGCUGAAUGGGACGUUUAAUCGCGUUAUAUAUGGACCACGUCGCGGGCUCUGCACCUGGGGCUAUGCGAUCUCGCUGCAAGGGGCGAGGAGACUACUGGAAGAUCAAGAGCUUGAGCAAGCGCUCCCGUCCGACCGCGCACUGAACAGGUUGUGCUACGUCGGCGGUGGGUGCCUCGCUCCAUAUCCGCCUCUCAUCGGGACGCAUAGAGCCGCCGGCUCCUCGGACAGGGACUCUGAUAGAGGCGAUGCGGGCGGCAAGUAUCGCAAAGUCGGGGAGACUGGGCAGAUUGUGUUUAGCACGAAGCUGAACCUCAAGCAGCUGAUUCCGAUCGGGGAGGAUACGGUGGUGAAGAGCCAGUGGCCGGAUAAGACGUUGCUAAAGGAGAUAAAGGGUACAUUAGAGAUACCCAGAGGUGAGGGUGUUUACGUGAGGAAGGAUGAGUAUAAAGACUUUCCUAGGCCGAGUUAA
Trematosphaeria pertusa is the source of this 957-nucleotide messenger RNA. RefSeq names its product glycosyltransferase family 25 protein. Bases 1 to 957 code for a protein of 318 amino acids. The transcript is spliced from 2 exons. NCBI's taxonomy places the organism in Eukaryota, Fungi, Ascomycota, Dothideomycetes, Pleosporales, Trematosphaeriaceae. The record is from RefSeq and is a predicted model, not a curated record.